UUUACCGGUAGUAGAUUCAAAGGGUCAGGGUUCGACGUGUGAAUGUCUAAACGCCUUCGGGAUUUUUAUUAGUGUACUAACAGUACUUACCACGAGUAGUGCCCUCAAUAUAGGGAGAAACGAGGCGUUUGUGAUUGAACCAUGAUGUGACGUAGCAGCACCUGAUUAAAGAAAUGAAAGUUGGUGAGCAGCGUAAUUCCGACCAGCGAUAACAACUAAGGUGUAUAUUGUAUCCUGUAAUGUUUAGGAGAGUGAUGGUACAUGGUGCUGCAGUUUGGAAAUCAUCUCUAAUUCCCACCAAGAAACAGACCAUUUCACCUGCACUUGAUUUUGCUGAAGAAAUCAAAUAUUUUGGCAAGCAUGUCCCGGCAGUUGCAUGCACGAAGGCUUGAAAACGUGGACAAGAAUGUGUGGCUGGAAUUUACGCAGCUAGCUGCUGAGUAUAAUGUAGUGAACUUGGGACAAGGAUUCCCUGAUUUUUCUCCUCCAAGCUUCCUCUUGGAGUCUCUCUGCAAGGCCAUCAACGGAGGAGCAGCCAUGCACCAGUACACACGAGCCUUUGGCCAUCCACAUCUUGUCAAGAUCCUUGCCAAAUUCUUUGGGAGGAUGUUGGCCCGUGAAAUAGACCCCAUGAAGGAGAUACUGGUUUCUGUGGGAGCCUAUGGGAACCUUUUCUGUGCUUUUCAGGGUCUGGUUGAUGAGGGUGAUGAAGUGAUCAUUGUGGAGCCUUUCUUCGACUGCUAUGAAUCCAUGACACUAAUGGCAGGAGGAAAACCCGUCUUUGUUCCUCUGAAACCUCAAAAGGUCACCGGUCCAGCUCUGUCUAGUGCUGAUUGGGUGUUAUGUCCUGAAGAGCUAGCCAGUAAAUUUAACUCUCGUACAAAGGCUAUCAUCAUUAACAAUCCUAAUAAUCCCUUAGGCAAGGUCUUUCAGAGGGAAGAGUUGCAGAUGAUCGCUGACCUGUGCAUGAAGCAUGAUGUUAUUUGCUUCAGUGAUGAGGUGUAUGAAUGGCUUACAUAUGAUGGUGUACAACAUAUUAAAAUAGCCAGUCUUCCAGGCAUGUGGGAGCGUACAAUCACAGUUGGCAGUGCAGGCAAGACCUUCAGUGCUACAGGAUGGAAGGUGGGCUGGGCUAUAGGGCCGGGACACCUAAUGAAACAUCUUCAAACUGUCCAUCAAAAUUCCUUAUACCACUGUCCCACUCUUACUCAGGAGGCUGUCGCUGUGGCUUUUGAGAGAGAAUAUGAACUGUUUGGCACAAAGGAAAGCUACUUCAAACAGCUACCCACAGAGCUGCAAGAAAAACGGCUCAAAUUAGCUGAGAGUCUGAGGAGUGUAGGGCUACAACCCAUCCUGCCUGAGGGUGGCUACUUCAUGAUCACAGACAUUUCCUCCCUGAAGGUUGACUUGAAUGACCCAAACUCCAAGGACGAACCGUACGACCACAGAUUUGUCAAGUGGCUUAUUAAAGAGAAGCGUUUGGGUACUAUCCCUGUAUCUGCAUUUUACAGCCAAGAAAGCCAAGCACAGAUUCAGAACUACAUCAGAUUCUGCUUCGUAAAGGAUGAUGCUACCCUCAAAGCAGCUGAAGAUAUUCUGUGGCAGUGGAUGAAGGAAUGAAAUGAAAUAAAAUGAUUCUGUCCAAAAUGAGCUUUGCGAGUCAGAUCAGUAUGGAAGAAUCGUGUUUUAUUUUAACUGUGCAUUAAUUAAACUAAUUAAAUUAGGUUUUUUUCCCCUC
Messenger RNA from Hemibagrus wyckioides, 1738 nucleotides. Its product is annotated as kynurenine--oxoglutarate transaminase 1-like. Gene Ontology annotation, molecular function: pyridoxal phosphate binding; L-kynurenine:2-oxoglutarate transaminase activity. The transcript is spliced from 15 exons. The coding region runs from base 361 to 1620 and encodes 419 amino acids. Gene Ontology annotation, cellular component: cytoplasm; mitochondrion. NCBI's taxonomy places the organism in Eukaryota, Metazoa, Chordata, Actinopteri, Siluriformes, Bagridae. The record is from RefSeq and is a predicted model, not a curated record. Gene Ontology annotation, biological process: biosynthetic process.